CUCGUUGUAAUCCCGCGUAGAGCGAUCGGCACGCAUUAUCUCGCGAGAUCACAGCGGCAACUUCCUCUUUUCGUUCUCGCCACCAUGCCGACCAAGAAGUCCAAGACUAGGAAGCUGCGCGGGCACGUCAGCCACGGCCACGGGCGCAUCGGUAAACACAGAAAGCAUCCUGGAGGUCGCGGUAAUGCCGGUGGAAUGCAUCAUCACAGAAUCAACUUCGACAAAUACCAUCCAGGUUAUUUCGGUAAGGUGGGCAUGAGGCAUUACCAUCUGAAGAAGAACACCGUCUUCUGCCCCACCAUUAACCUAGACAAGCUGUGGACACUGGUCAGUGAGCAGACGAGGGUCAACUACAGCAAGAAGCCCGACGGCCCGGCGCCCAUCAUCGACGUCGUGCGCGCCGGCUACUUCAAAGUGCUGGGCAAAGGCAAGCUGCCGAAGCAGCCGGUGAUCGUGAAGGCCAAGUUCUUCAGCCGGCGGGCCGAGGAGAAGAUCAAGGGUGUUGGAGGAGCGUGUGUGCUGACCGCAUAAACACCUUUUGAUAAAUAAAACUGAUGGAAAAACUCA
Messenger RNA from Ctenopharyngodon idella (grass carp), 567 nucleotides. RefSeq names its product ribosomal protein L27a (gene rpl27a). Bases 85 to 531 code for a protein of 148 amino acids. Lineage: Eukaryota; Metazoa; Chordata; Actinopteri; Cypriniformes; Xenocyprididae. The record is from RefSeq and is a predicted model, not a curated record. Gene Ontology annotation, molecular function: structural constituent of ribosome. The transcript has 5 exons. Gene Ontology annotation, cellular component: ribosome; cytosolic large ribosomal subunit. Gene Ontology annotation, biological process: translation.